AUGGAAAAGAAGAGGCGAGCGAGGAUCAAUGUAUCUCUGGAGCAGCUAAAAACUCUGCUAGAGAAACACUAUUCGCAUCAGAUUCGAAAACGCAAACUGGAGAAGGCGGAUAUUCUAGAAUUAAGCGUCAAAUACAUGAAAAGCCUGCAGAACUCCGUUCAAGGUGUCCCCCCGGUGUUCACUAGCGCGGAGUACCAAGCGGGCUUUCGGAGCUGCCUCCACGGGGUGAGCCAGUUUUUGCGGCGCUCGGACACAAGCUACAGUCUGCCCUGCCACCUGCUGCAGGAGCUCUCCCGGGUCGGCAUACCCGCCGGCGCCCCGGGCUUCAGUACCACGGACAGCGCCACUCCCCCUUCCAACCCCGAAGCUCAGUCUCCGGCCUUCUCCAGAGGCCCCGCGGCGAUGGAGCCUUGGGGUCCCUCUCCCGCUGCCACCGUCCUGCGGCCAUCCAGACAACGGCUUCUCCUCCCUACUGCCCCCAGCACAGCCGGCCCAGUUCCUCCCGAGAGUCCCCAGCCGGAAGUCCAGCGAAACAGUACCUCGGGAGAGGGUAGCAGAGGGCAGAAUGUGUGGCGUCCCUGGUAACCCUAGACCCACGUACUGCCGAAGAAAAGAACUGUAGGCCCAGAGCUGACCCGGUCGGCUGUUGGAAGGCCGCGGCCCCGGAGGUUGGAACCCCUGGGCGCUGUCCGUGUUUGCUCUGGGGUAACUUGGUGGUCCUGACUUUGAAGUCCCUUUCUUCUCUCCGCCUGGUGGAGAACCAACCGCCUUAAGAGAUCAUUCUGACUUCGGGGCUGGAGAAAGGGAAAAGGCUCAACUCCCACUUGUGGGUAAGGGCCUAUGUUGAAUACUAUUUAAGAAGAAAAACAAUGACAACUAACUCAGAGUUCGUUCUGAAGGAGUGAAGGUCCUCCCAUUUUGGGGAGGGUGGAGAACUGGAAUACAAAAUGAUUUUGAAGGGUGGAGAAUAAGCUAGGAAUUUUUCCAGGAAAUAGUGUCCCAGUCACUCCUGGGAGACCCUCAGCAAGCCCAGUUCUAAUUCCCAGUAGCAGGGUAGUCAUCUCCCCUUUUCAGAGUUUGUAUAUUUCUUGCAUGUG
Sarcophilus harrisii (Tasmanian devil) is the source of this 1097-nucleotide messenger RNA. RefSeq names its product hes family bHLH transcription factor 3 (gene HES3). Gene Ontology annotation, biological process: anterior/posterior pattern specification; regulation of neurogenesis; regulation of transcription by RNA polymerase II. The coding region runs from base 1 to 585 and encodes 194 amino acids. The record is from RefSeq and is a predicted model, not a curated record. Lineage: Eukaryota; Metazoa; Chordata; Mammalia; Dasyuromorphia; Dasyuridae. Gene Ontology annotation, molecular function: protein dimerization activity; DNA-binding transcription factor activity, RNA polymerase II-specific; RNA polymerase II cis-regulatory region sequence-specific DNA binding. The transcript is spliced from 3 exons. Gene Ontology annotation, cellular component: nucleus.